Molecule: messenger RNA, 6917 nt
Organism: Phyllopteryx taeniolatus (common seadragon)
Lineage: Eukaryota; Metazoa; Chordata; Actinopteri; Syngnathiformes; Syngnathidae
Gene: syngap1b
Product: synaptic Ras GTPase activating protein 1b
Exons: 21
Coding region: 462-5126 (1554 amino acids)
Biological process (GO): regulation of GTPase activity; negative regulation of Ras protein signal transduction
Source: RefSeq, a predicted model, not a curated record
ACUUUUUCUUUCUUUUCUACCUCAGACGGCAGGAAAAACGCGCGCCCACUUUAAAUCCAUGCGCAUGCGCAGUCGUGUCUCUCGCCCACUCGUGCCCCCUCCCUCACGCACACACAUUUGUGCAUCCCGUCUAUUUUUUUUUAUGCAAGGGAGGGAGCCGCGCGCGCUUUCGGAAAGCGGUGGUGGAUUAUUAUUAUUAUUAUUAUUAUUAUUAUUAUUAAUAUGGUGCUUAUUAUUAUGAUGCCGAUGUCGAACACGGCGGACUAUUGGCAUCAUCAUCUUCAUCAUCAUCAUCAUCGGCUCCCAUAGGAAGGAGUCCGCCGCCUGUUUUUUUUUUUUUUUUUUCUUUUUCUUUUAGAUUAAUUUUCUUUAGAAUUUUUUUUUUUAAUUUUUUUUUAGUAGAAUAUUUGCUUCCUGGAACGCCGAGACCUGCCGCAACCUCCGCUCAAUGCCGUUGGAACAUGUCCUAUGUUCCCAUUCAAGAUGCAAGGUGUGCCGCCCCCCCCUCCUACCACCAGCACCACCGUCACCUCCUGCACCUCCACCACCACCAGCAGCGCUCCCAGCAGGUCCUGGCCUUCCACGGCGCCCCCCCCGCCUACGAGCGCCCCCCCUACGGCCGCCCCUCCUACGAGCACCCGUCCGACGAGCGCCCGCCGCCCGACCGCUGGAACGCCCGUCUGCGCGUGAGCCCCGGAAAGCCCUCACACAUGUUGGACCAGGAAGAGGUGCACCCUCUGCUGAUGCGCGAGCGGCGCUCCGAGUCGCACAGGAACAAGCUGCUGCGCCGCACGGUCAGCGUUCCCGUUGAGGGCCGACAUCAUCCCGAGAUGGAUCACCGACCUCGGCGGAAGAGCAUCGCCACGGGGAAGCAGCCCAGCAUGGACGUCCCCCCCACCGCCCCCCUUCAACCCUUCCGACAGUCCGUGAGUAACCCCCCCGCCUGUUCCCUCUCGCUGCCCCUCGCGCCCCCCCGCGCCGCCGCCCGCGCUCGGGGCCGGCGGGCCGGCGGCACCCCGCCGCUCGCCCCCUCGCCCCUCUCCCCGGCCGCGUCGUCGGCCCUCCGGCUGCGCCGCGAGAAGGACGGCGGCGCGCCCCCCCUUCCCCGCUCGCUGCCCCUCUCCCCUUGCCUGUCGCUCCCCCUGCCCCGCUCGCCCUCCUCCUCCUCCCCCCCCUUCUCGUACUGGGGCGGAGACUGGAGGGCCGCCGCUCGGAGUCCCGCGGCGGGAGGAAGCUUAACUGCAGCGCUGCCCCCCACGGAGAGUUUCCUGAGCAGGAGGUUGAAGGGUUCCAUCAAGAGGGCCAAGAGCCAGCCCAAGCUGGACCGAACCAGCAGCUUCCGGCACAUGAUCCUGCCUCGCUUCCGCAGCGCCGACCAGGACAGGACGCGUUUGAUGCAAAGCUUCAAGGAGUCGCACUCGCACGAGUCGCUGCUGUCGCCCAGCAGCGCGGCCGAGGCGCUGGACCUCACGCUGGACGAGGACGCCGUCAUCAAGCCCGUCCACUCCAGCAUCCUGGGCCAGGAGUACUGCUUCGAGGUGACCACGGCGUCGGGAACCAAGUGCUUUGCGUGUCGCUCGGCGGCCGAGAGAGACAAAUGGAUCGAGAACCUGCAGAGAGCCGUCAAGCCCAACAAGGACAACAGUCGGCGUGUGGACAACGUGCUGAAGCUGUGGAUCAUCGAGGCGCGCGAGCUGCCCGCCAAGAAGCGCUACUACUGCGAGCUGUGCCUGGAUGACAUGCUGUACGCGCGAACCACCAGCAAGCCGCGAACCGACACGGUCUUCUGGGGGGAGCACUUUGAGUUCAACAACCUGCCCGCCGUGCGAAACCUACGCCUGCACCUCUAUAAGGAGACAGACAAGAAAAGACGCAAGGAAAAGAGCACCUAUUUAGGCCUGGUGAGCAUCCCCAUCUCCAGCAUCACGGGGCGUCAGUUUGUGGAGCAGUGGUACCCCGUCAUCCAGCCCAGCGUCCUCACCAAGGGGACGGGCGUGGGCGGCGGCGGCAAGAUCAUCAACGCCUCGCUGCGCCUCAAGUCCCGCUUCCAGACCAUGAACAUCUUGCCCAUGGAGCUUUAUAAGGAGUUCGCAGAGUACAUCACCAACAACUACCGAACGCUCUGCGCCGUACUGGAGCCCGUACUCAGCGUCAAGAGCAAAGAGGAAGUGGCCUGCGCACUGGUCCACAUUCUACAGAGCACCGGAAAAGCUAAGGACUUCCUGUCGGACAUGGCCAUGUGCGAGGUGGACCGAUUCAUAGACCGGGAGCACCUUAUCUUCAGAGAGAACACUCUGGCCACCAAAGCCAUCGAAGAGUACCUCAAGCUCAUCGGACACAAGUACCUCAAGGAUGCCAUCGGGGAGUUCAUACGCGCCUUGUACGAGUCGGAGGAAAACUGCGAGGUGGACCCCAUGCGAACGCCUCCCUCCGUGCUGCCCGACCACCAGGCCAACCUGAGAAUGUGCUGCGAGCUGGCCCUCUGCAAGAUCGUCACUUCCCAUUGCGUGUUCCCGCGCGAGCUGAAGGAGGUGUUCGCCUCGUGGCGAGUGCGCUGCGCCGAGCGCGGGCGCGAGGACAUCGCCGACCGGCUGAUCAGCGGCUCGCUCUUCCUGCGCUUCCUGUGUCCCGCCAUCAUGUCGCCGUCGCUCUUCAACCUGACGCAGGAAUACCCCGACGAGCAGACGUCGCGCACGCUCACGCUCAUCGCCAAAGUGGUGCAGAACCUCGCCAACUUCUCCAAGUUCGGCAACAAGGAGGAGUACAUGUGCUUCAUGAACGAGUUUGUGGAGAUGGAGUGGGGCUCCAUGCAGCAGUUCCUCUUCGAGAUCUCCAACGUGGACAGCGUGAGCAACGCCGGCGGCUUCGAGGGCUACAUCGACCUGGGCCGCGAGCUCUCUGUGCUCCACAGUCUCCUCUUGGAGGUCAUGGCCCAGCUCAGCAAGGACGCCAUCAUCAAGCUGGGCCCUCUGCCGCGGCUGCUGAACGACAUCAGCAUGGCUCUGCGCAACCCGCACCUGCAGCGGCAGCCCAGCCAGCAGGCGGAGCGGCUCCUGUCCCGGCCCGCCUUCCACCGGGGCAUCUCGUCCGAAUUCCAGAACCUCCUGAUGAGGGACCUCAACAGCUCCAUGGACAUCACCCGCCUGCCUUCCCCGACCUCCACCGGCGGGGUGAUGCCGUCCCGCUCCCAGAUGAGCUUUCAGGACCGCGACCGCCUCCUCCACCGAGCCUCGUCCAAAGACGUGUUCUACGUGUCCCGCCCCCCGCUGGCUCGCUCCAGCCCCGCCUACUGCACCAGUAGCUCCGACAUCACCGAACCCGACGCCAAGGAUUCCCGAAUGAACAGCGUGUCUAACCUGCAGUCGGUGGACAUGCUCAACUCCUCCCAGGCCUCCAUCGCCGGCAUGGGCAGCUUCGGGGGGCUGAGCGGCGGAGGCGGUGGCGGCCUGGGUUCGGGCCUCGGCGGCCAGCCGCGGGCCGGCGGCAGGCUGUCGGGCGGCUCCGGCGUGUCCGGCGGCCUGCGGCCGAGCCGGAUGAGCGCCGCCGACUCGCUGUCCCAGCAGCAGCAACAGCAGGCCGCCGCCAUGCGCUACCCGCUUUCCUUCCAGAAUCCCCUCUUUCACCUGGCGACGGCGGACGGGCCCCGGCACCCGCACCGGCAGCCGCAGCACGGGCGCGCUCAGCCCCCCGCGCCCCUGCUCCUGGCCCCCGAGCCGGAGCCCUCGCACCCCAGCUACGUGCCGCAGUUCGCCCACGGGGGCUUCUCCCGCAGCGAGGACCUGUCCACCCUCAGGACCCGCGACGGCCACCUGGGCCAGCCCAGCAUCAUCCACUCGCACAGCUACAGCGACGACUACGGCAGGGCCGACUACGCCCGCCGGCAGAUGUCCGUGCACAUGCAGGACAACAUGCAGCAGCAGCAGCAGCAGAUGAUGGGCCUGACCUCCCAGACGGGCACCUCCCACUCGUCCUUGGCCGCCACGCCUCCCUCCACGGUCCAGCCCCGAGGUCCGCCGCCUCCCGCCCAACGGGUCAAAUCCCAGACGUCCCACCAGCUGUCGGUCAGCGCCGCCGCCGCCGCCGCCGCCCCGGUCAAGUCGCGGCCGCAGAGCGGAAACCUCCUCCAAUCGCCCGAGUCGGCCUACGGGGCCGGGAGGCCGCAGCACGGCGGAGGCGGCCGGCAGCUGUCCGUCAAGGACAACGCGGCGCCGGGGCUGCCUCGCCAGCAGAGCUCGGUCCGGGAGUCGGGGAGCCCGCAGGGCACCGGCAGCCCCGCCGCUCAGACGUCGCCCCAGCAGCAGCAGCAGCAGCAGCAGCCUCAGCCGCAGCAGCAGAACCUCCUCAAGCCCAACCUCGGCAAACAGGGCUCGCAGGCGCCUUCGAGCCUCAACCCGCCGACGCCGGCCAAUGAGCGGACGGUGGCCUGGGUGUCCAACAUGCCGCACCUGUCCGCCGACAUCGAGAGCUCGAGAAUCGACCGCGAGGACUUCAAGCUCAAGGAGUACUCCAAGAGCAUGGACGAGUCGCGCAUGGACAGGGUGCGCGAGUACGAGGAGGAGAUCAACUGCCUGAAGGAGCGUCUGGUGAUGUCGCACAAGAAGCUGGAGGAGUACGAGCGCCGCAUGCUGACGCAGGAGCAGCAGACCAACAAGAUCCUGCUCCAGUACCAGAACCGGCUGGAGGACAGCGAGCGGCGCCUGCGCCAGCAGCAGCUGGAGAAAGACUCGCAGAUCAAAGGCAUCAUCAACAGACUCAUGGCCGUGGAGGAUGAGAUUCGGGGAGGACACGUCAUUGAGCCAAAAACAACCAGGAUUUUCCCAGAUCAGGAGAACCAGCUUUCCUCCUUGGGUUCAGCAGACCCCGGUGUGAAAAGCCACGAAGGAGGAAGCGGCCCUCGGCACCUCCUCGGCGUCUCUUCUUCCUCUUGCGACCGGCCGGCGGAGAGCUCCGUGGCGACCGGACCGCCUGACACGGCCCCGGGGGGGGGGGGGGGGGGGGGUCGCAGCGGGGUUAAACGCAGCACUGAGAGAGAGAGAGAGAGAGAUGCUCUGAAAGUAUUUUUCCUGCGCACACAAAAAAAACCAAAAGGGCUUUCUUCAACUUUGCGCUCUUGCGGGACAAGAUAGCGACACACGCACACACGCGUUUCCCUGCAGGAGGUCUCGCACCCCUUGAGUGGUCCUCAGUGCCUUGAACUCGGCCAGUAAGACCCCCCCUGGUCCGCGUUUGACUGACAGCUGUCUGACUGACGAGCUUUUCUUCUCUUCUCAAUAUCAGAACCCAAACUGGUGCUAAACAACAAACGGUGCAAUUGGUGUGUGCGUGCAUGUGCGCGUACGUGACCGGCGCGCUUUUUGCGUUCAUUCUGUGUCGUCGUCGUGAAUCCUGUCGUGUCAAACGUGUCUUGUUUUGUCUUGGAAAACAAAUCUGCUUGAUUUGCUUCGCUUUGGGCAGCGGCGGCCUCGGCCCUUAGGGGGCGCUGAGCCAAAUUGGAUUUCCCACCAGCGCGUUGUCACCUCUUCUUGACGACAACUGAAACCGAUAUUGCGUCGGUGGAGACACACAACUGCGAGAAUGUGCACAAAAUCCACGAGCAAUUUACACUUUAAAAAAAAAAAAAAAAAAGUGUUAUAAAACCACUCGUUUUAUAUUGCACAGUGCGACAGCCUGAUGAAAUGAAAUGAAAUGAAGCUCCUCUCUUCACUUCAACAUAGUUCCUUGGCACCGAGAUGACACAAGAUGGCAGCAAAGCAAUGCUUUUAGAUUAGACAGUGCUACGCACAACCUAAAUGGAGCUCUUCAGCUAACUUCAGCGUAGUUCUUUGGCACCAAGAUGCCACAAAAUGGUGCCAAAACCCUACUUUUAUAUUGAGCAGCGCUACAGGCCUGACCUCUCUUCACUUCAACAUAGUUCCUUGGCACCGAGAUGACACAAGAUGGUGCCAAAGGCAAUACUUUUGCAUUGGACACGUUAAACAAAUAACAAAGGAUAGGUUUAAAAAAAAAAGGGAAUAUUGAAUACGCCGGGGGGGGGGGGGGGGGCGUGUCUAGGAUGGUGAUGUUUGUGGCACCUUUUUAAUUUCUCGGUUUAGUGUGUAAAAAAAGACAAAAAAACUUUUUAGGACACUUUAUAAGCAGCACCAACAAAAUAUAAUCAUAAUAAUGAUUAUUAUUUUGAAAAAAACAAAACCCAGGAUGUCCAAUGUCCUUUUUCUCUGUUUUGUUCCAACGUGUUCCAUGUUCAUCGUGUCGUUGGCUUGUCGUUUGGAGCUUCACACUCUAGGGGGCGCUCCGGCAAAACGGGGUUGGGGGUUGGCUCGGUAGUGGAGUGUGGGUCGCCCACCAUUGACCUUGGCUCAUCGGAUGAAUCUUUUUGACCACCAAGGGCCACCGUAGUCCUUAUUGCGCAAUUCACAGAUGAGCCAAAAAGGAGUCAAGAAUGGAUUUGUUUCAAUACCAUCAAAAAUGUUGUUCAUGUCAAAUGUUUUUUUUGUUAGUUUGAAAUUGAGCACUCCCUCCCCAAAUUUGGAGCCCCGGGCGAGCGCCGCCCGUGUCACUCCCGACCCCAAAUUGUGGUCAGCUGCUAAAAUUGCUAACGGUUCUUCGGCUCCGAGGCAUGCCACAACACGACACCGCUGAGCGUAAACCACCUCAGCGACUCACGUAACCAAUCCUUAGGACGGAGCUCAAAACAAAUUGAGGAGUUUUUGUUUUUGGGGAAGGAUGCUUCAUGAAAUGACCCCCGUGCCACGCCCCCUCCCUGUGUUUCUUCAGCCACUCGCAAAGCUUCGUGGAGGACAGUGCGGAAGCUAACUGGCUGAUGCGCCAACAGCGCCACGCGGCGGGCUGGCACGGCCAAAUGUCUCGCGCGCUUUCCCGCGACGCUAUUGGCUGACAAAGGGAGAACGCAGGCCACU